Molecule: messenger RNA, 3090 nt
Organism: Oncorhynchus gorbuscha (pink salmon)
Lineage: Eukaryota; Metazoa; Chordata; Actinopteri; Salmoniformes; Salmonidae
Gene: dus4l
Product: dihydrouridine synthase 4-like (S. cerevisiae)
Exons: 13
Coding region: 248-2029 (593 amino acids)
Biological process (GO): tRNA processing
Molecular function (GO): tRNA dihydrouridine synthase activity; flavin adenine dinucleotide binding
Source: RefSeq, a predicted model, not a curated record
AGGACACGCCCACUAACAUACCGCGUGUUAUUGUUUGCAUUCGGGUGUUUGUCAUCUUUAGCUAACUAGCUAGCUUAAUUACAUUAAAUAUGAACGUUAUCUAGUCACACCAACGUUAGAAUAGGUCAUAAACUGCAUGCAACAAACAGUUUCGACUGUAUAAAGAAGAGCAUUGCCAUGCCAAUCUAGCUAGCUAGCUAGCUAACUGACUAGCUCACUUUAGUGAUUAAAACGUACUGUACGGUCUAUGAAAAUGACGACCACCAACAUGAUGGACAUGUUUGAGGAAGGGAAAGUUCUGAAAAUCUGUGCUCCUAUGGUCCGGUAUUCAAAGUUGGCAUUCAGGUCACUGGUGAGGAAAUUUGACUGUGACAUUUGCUUCACUCCAAUGAUAGUUGCUCCUGACUUUAUGCGUUCUGUCAAAGCCAGAGACAGUGAAUUUACAACUAAUGAAGCUGACCGUCCUCUGAUCGUGCAGUUUGCUGCUAGUGAUGCCCAGACCCUGGCUGAUGCAGCCUGUGUGGUCGCACCCUUCUCUGAUGGAGUGGACCUCAACUGUGGCUGUCCCCAGCGGUGGGCCAUGUCAGAUGGCUACGGGGCAUGCCUUAUCAACAAACCUGAGCUGGUCAAAGACAUGGUUCGACAUGUCAGGAACCAAGUGGACAAUCCUAACUACACAGCCUCCAUCAAAAUACGAAUUCACAAGGACCUGCGACGUACGGUGGACCUGUGUCAGAAGGCAGAGGCGGCAGGGGUGUCCUGGAUAACGGUCCAUGGUCGAACCGCAGAGGAGCGCCACCAGCCAGUCCACUUUGACGCCAUCAAGACCAUCAAGGACAGCCUGUCAGUCCCUGUCGUCGCCAACGGAGACAUAAAGACCCUCCGAGAUGUGGAGACCACUCACCAGCUCACUGGAGUUGAUGGUGUGAUGGCAGCCCGGGGGCUGUUGUCCAACCCGGCCAUGUUCGCUGGCUACAACGAGACCCCUCUUGAGUGUGUGUGGGACUGGGUGGACCUCGCCACGAACCAGGGGACCCCCUUCACCUGCUUCCACCAGCACCUCAUUUACAUGCUGGAGAGGGUCAGCUCCCAGCCCGAGAGGAAGGUGUUCAACUCCCUGCAAAGCACCGCCGCAGUCAUAGACUACCUCCACAACACAUAUGGAUCCCCAGACACACAGACAGUAGGCCUAAAUGUUAUGUAUGACGUCAUUCCAAUGAGACGAAAAGGGAGGAGGAGAAACAACUGUCUCCAAAGUUUGCUUUUCUCUUUUCAACCUCCGGUUUCUUUGUUCGGGUGCCGCAGAACUGUAUUUUUAGAGAUGACUUUGCAAUGGACUGCAGUUGCCCUCUUCCUCUAUGUGGAAAUAGGUGUACUCCUUAUCCUCUGUCUACCCUUCAUCUCAGCCACCAGAUGGCAGUGUAUCUUCCAGCUGAGAAUAUGGAACAAAAUGGCCAGGUUUUGGAAUAAAUUCUUCCUCGCCAUGAUCAUAAUCCUUAUAGUCCUCUUCCUUGAUGCUUUGCGUGAGGUGAGGAAGUAUUCGGGCGUGGGAAACGGCAAGGAAGCUAAUCUGCAUCCCAACAUGUUUGACCACCUCCACAUGAAGCUGUUCAGAGCCCAGAGGAACCUCUACAUCUCUGGCUUUACCCUCUUCCUCUGGCUAGUUCUGAGGCGGGUGAUCACUCUGAUCAACCAGCUGGCGACGGAGUCUGGCACCACGGCCUCUCUGCAGAUCAAGGCAGAGUGUGCCAACCAAACUGCCAAGAAAUACAUGGAGGACAAUGAGCUAUUGAAGCAGACUCUGAUGUAUGGGAAGGGGGACAAGGCCACAGCGGAGGGAAACGAGCUGCUGAGGUCAGAGGUGGAGAAACUGAGAGGAGAACUGAAAGGCUCAGAGGAAGCCUUGGAAAAGUCCCAAUCCGAGAUGGAAGCUAUGAAGAAACAAUCCGUUGGACUGACCAAAGAAUACGACCGACUGCUGAAAGAACACCAGGAUCUUCAAGAGAGUGGAGAUAAAAAGGAUGAUUGAUUGGGCUUAUGACUACAACGGUCAGAAUGUUUACAGAUCGAACCAAGAAACCAGAAAUACUGUCAGGCACGCUGUCACUUUCCUUUGACAUACUGAAGCACUGUGCAUGAUGUCACCAAAAUACUCCUCCAAGGCCUCACUGAGCCGCCAAACCUCAGAUAAAAAGCACCUGAGCACGUUUGUAAUAGAAUAGCUACUAGACCAGCCUAGAAAUAGUGUUUCUAUAAUUCGCUGACUUUUGGAGAACGGAUAGCAGUUCAAGCUUCAGAUUACAGUGGUCGUCUACUGUGAAUAUAUUUUUGAUGUAAUGGGCUUGCUAUGUAGUUUUUGUCCCCUGUAUAUCGCAAGAGCACCACCAUUGCAUUCAUCCUUCUUUUAUUUUUUUUAGCCUUAGCAGCAAUGCAUAUUACAGAUUGAGUUGUAUGUGUUUUGUAAAGCAAAAUUAGCAUUGAGUUCAUAGGGGUAGAGAAGCUAUAUUGAGUCAUUUUUGUUGUUGAAUAUUUGAUAUCAAUGUUCUUCAUUCCUCUUAGAUGUGGAGGGUUUGUGAAUAUUACACAGGGUCACGGUCAUGAUUUUCUGCUUUGUAAUAAGGAUAGUGAAAUGGAAAAGUCUGGGGAAAUUCAUCUUUCCUCUUCUCACCCUGACUCCCUGUAUUGACUGUCGUAGCCCAGGGUUUGGGUUGGGUAGACUGGGUCAGCACUUGGAGUGGGAUUGAUAAGCGACCAACAAAUCUUCCUCUAGCCUCCAUCCCCUAUCUCUUAUAGGGCCCCAGUACUGUACUGUACAUCCCCCAGUACUGUACUGCACAUCCCCCAGUACUGUACAUUACAUUCCAAAACUAGCGAACAGUAGCAUCGCUGACAGAAUAAGUGCCUUUCAGAUGAUUGUAGAUAUAUUUUCAAGUACAAAAAUCUGGUUGGAGUAAGAAAGUUGUUUUCAAUAUUUCAGUAUGGCUCAUUAUUAAAGUUUUUUUUGCGGCUAAAUCUGUUAUUUUUUACUUUGGAAAAAUUGUCUCCACAUACCAACAUGUUAUCCCAUAUUAAAAAUGUUUUAUUUUUGUA